Molecule: messenger RNA, 1443 nt
Organism: Neurospora crassa OR74A
Lineage: Eukaryota; Fungi; Ascomycota; Sordariomycetes; Sordariales; Sordariaceae
Product: UDP-galactose 4-epimerase
Exons: 1
Coding region: 252-1109 (285 amino acids)
Source: RefSeq, a predicted model, not a curated record
GCUCGACAGGAACAAAUCCUCCUGUGAAUUCGUUAAGUUGUCCCCAUCUCGAUGGAUGAUGUGAGCCCCACGUAAACGUCAUACGCCCUUUCUCCUAAAAAUGGCCCAUAAAGCCUUCUUCCUCUCCGUCUUCGAAACCACUACUAAUUCUAGACCUCCAUCAACAAACACCACACCACACAUCAUAACCCAAUUCACAGUCACCACACCAAACUACACCAAAAUAACCCCCCCGUCUUCUCUCCUCCACCAUGAAGAUCGCCAUCACCGGAGCCCGCGGCACCGUAGGCCAAGAAGUCGUCCGCCUCUGCGCCAACCAAGGCCACGCAACCGUACAAAUCAACCGCACCCCACAAGACCCCGACCCGUCCACCCCCAAGACCGAAAUGCGCACCGCCGACGCCGCCAGCGACUACGACGCCGUUCUGAAAGCCUUUGAGGGGUGCGACGCCGUCAUCCACCUGGCCGCCAUCCCCGACCCCGUCGACAAGGACGACCACAAAGUGCACUCCAACAACGUCUGUGCCGCCUUCAACGGCAUGCGCGCCGCCGCCGAGCUGGGCAUCCAAAAGUUCUGCUAUGCUUCGUCCGUCAACGCCAUCGGCCUCGUCUACUCGAACCAGCCGCUGGAAUUUGAUUACUUCCCGAUUGACGAGGAAAUCACCCAGAAGCCGACGGACGCGUACGCGCUCGCCAAGGAGGAGGCCGAGAUGCAGGCCAGGACGAUCGCGAGGUGGUUCCCCGGCAUGAAGAUUGCGUGCUUGAGGAUUCACCAGGUGGCGCCCAAGAAGGAGGUGGAGGAGGAUUAUGCGGGGAACAACGAAAAGGCCGUCAAGCAGCUUUGGGGGUGGGUGCAUCCGCAGGCAACGGCGAGGGCGUGUUUGGCGGCGGUGCAGAACGCGGAUAAGUUUGAGGGAGCCGAGAUUUUCAACGUGGUUAGUCCCGAGAGGUGUGUGGUGGGCGAGGAUGCCAAGCUGAGCAAUGAGGAGCUGGUCAAGAAGUAUUGGCCGGGCACAAAGAUCAAGGGGGAUAUGUCCGGGAACAAGGGCUUCUGGAGUGUGGAAAAGAUUGAGCGGGUGCUGGGGUGGAAGCACGAGGAGAAGGAGUGACUGCCGUUGGGGAGCAAGUUGUGAUGAUGCAUUUAUGAAUAAUGAUAUUUGACAUUUCUGUCAGCUCGGCGAUGGCUCAAAGCUUUGUCAUUUACGAUGGUUGGGUUGUAUUUCCGCUGAGUGAUCGUGAACCGCCGGCGGCAUUCGACUUUCAUGGUUAACAUUUUGGCUGUUAUGCUGAAGGUAGGCAAGGCCACCAAUUCAAUUGAUUGCAAACUAGUCCUGCUCAUCCAUCUUUCCCCCCAGCGGUUGGCAGCUGACUUGGCCUCUGUGAACUCGUAGAGUUCCGUCCUGUUGUUUUUAACCACUUGAUGACCCAAUCAAGCUACUCGAG